Pichia membranifaciens NRRL Y-2026 is the source of this 1221-nucleotide messenger RNA. RefSeq lists its product as hypothetical. Gene Ontology annotation, molecular function: chromatin binding; protein binding. The record is from RefSeq and is a predicted model, not a curated record. The coding region runs from base 1 to 1221 and encodes 406 amino acids. Gene Ontology annotation, cellular component: Set1C/COMPASS complex. The transcript has a single exon. NCBI's taxonomy places the organism in Eukaryota, Fungi, Ascomycota, Pichiomycetes, Pichiales, Pichiaceae.
AUGAACGACUCUAGGGACCACGUAAGCGACUCUACCACUGAGAACAUGGCAUCCUCUGCAGCAUCGACCAGCUCUUCGGCAGGCGCAUUGGCGCUGUCUUCGUCCAUCACCUCGCUCCCGUCGAUCUCAACACCCCUAAAUGACACGGUGAUGGGAACACUACAUCCGGUAAAGUUGUUCUCCCUCUCCUCUUCAUCCAGUUUGCCGACCGCAGCCUCUCCACAAGUUCCUUACACAAGCGUAUCGCACAAUCCGCAAGGGUCUUUCUUUAUCACCACCUCGCCAAACGGAUCCCUCCAACUUUUCGACUCGCUCCGUGCACGGUCCUUCAAGACCACCUACUCAAAGAAAUAUGGGUGUUCAAACGCCAUCUUCACCCUACGAACAGCAACACACUCAGUGCCAACUUCGUGUGUAAUUGCCUCAACCAUACCAGCGAGCUCGGACGACGCAGCAAACAACGCUCUCCGAUUUUUAGACCUCAACACAAACUCCUUCAUCAGAUACUUCCAGGCACACACUAAGCAGGUCACCUCCACAGUGUCUUCACCUUCCUCUGCGUUCGGUCUCGAUGCAUUCUACUCCGCAUCUGCAGACGGUACAGUUAGAGCAUGGGACUCAAGAUCAGAUAAAUGCUACGCGUGUUUGGCGAACAUGGGCGACAGCCCUAUAAUCGCAUUAGACAGAUCUGGUACUAUUCUUGCUAUAUGGCAUCAGAAUAAGUCAACAGUGUAUCUGGUUCCCCUAGAGUCUUUCCCCAUCGGCAUCAUUGGCAAAAUCGAAGUGGCGAACUGCCCUUCGGAAAGAAUAGAGAAAAUUGUUUGGGCAGAUAAAGGCUUGCUCAUUCUAGAUCCGCCAGGUCAUGAUAAAAUUGUCAUCGAUACCAUUAAACUUGGCGUUGCAGGAACAUUGUCUGGGGUAACCCCAUUUGCUAUCUCUUCUCAAAGCGAUGACGCUGCCAGGAGUGGAAGCGUGGAUGUAACACCAGAUGGGUGUUGGUGCCUUUCUGGAAGUGGAGACGGCUCGACUUUAGCAUGGAACUUAAGUGCGUUUUUUGGCACUGGCGGAAGAAUACCACCGGUUCAUCCGAUAAGGAUAGCCAACGACGAAUUGAUAAGCAAGCAAAUUGUCCCAAGAAUAUUGACCAUCAAUCCAAAGCUUGGAAGUGUUGUUACAGGUGACACCGAGAUCGUCAUCAGUAUUUUCAACAAGGACGAAUAG